Didymosphaeria variabile is the source of this 1092-nucleotide messenger RNA. RefSeq lists its product as uncharacterized. Lineage: Eukaryota; Fungi; Ascomycota; Dothideomycetes; Pleosporales; Didymosphaeriaceae. The coding region runs from base 1 to 1092 and encodes 363 amino acids. The transcript has 2 exons. The record is from RefSeq and is a predicted model, not a curated record. Gene Ontology annotation, molecular function: oxidoreductase activity, acting on the CH-OH group of donors, NAD or NADP as acceptor.
AUGACUCAAAAAGAGGCCGUCCUACUCACAGGUGCAACUGGCAACGUCGGUGCCGUGAUCCUCGAACACCUUCUUCAAACCACACCACACAAUGUAAACAUCGUCCUGCGAAAUGCUACGAAGCAAAUCCCGCUCUUCCGGGAAAGGUUUCCGUCAGAGAUCUCCACAGGCCGCCUUACGUUCACGUCCAUUCCAGACAUGACCAUCCCAGAGGCCUUCGACGCCGCAGCAGCUUCCGCAACCACAGUCAUCCACUGCGCUACUCCUGUCGGGAGCGACAGCGAUUGGGUCAAAGACAUGAUCGACCCGACGUGGACCAUCGACCACUCCAUCCUCACAGCAGCCCGGAAGUCUCCCGCCGUAAGACGCGUCAUCAUCUGCGGCACACUUCUACAGGCUUUGGGCCCCUACAACCUCUUUGACCCAUCGGCAACUAUCACUGAUGUGUCGUACAAUAGCAUGACCUUCGAAGAAGCGAAGGACGGACCUUGGCGAAACGCAUACAUGUACUCGAAGACAAAUGCUGAGAGGAAGACGUGGGCAUGGUACGAGGAGAACGGUGGUAAAGAAGGUACAAAAUUUGACAUUGUGAUGUUGUUGCCGCCGAUGAUUACGGGGAGGAGUCCGCAGGUUGGAUAUAAACCUAGUGCUGGGCCCGGUGGGAUUGGGAGUAUAGGCCGCGCUUUGCUUGUGAGUAGGACGGCAGAGGAUAUGGAUGCUACGUUCCCUAUGUUCUUGGAUACAGAUGAUGUAGCACGCGCGCACGUGCUGGCACUGGAGCAGGAGAAAGUGCCUGGGAAUCAUAGAUACCUUCUCGCUUCUCACGAGGGGGUGAAUCUACGAAGCGUUGUCGCGAGGAUGAAGAAAGAGUAUCCGGAGGUAGCUGAUAGGCUGCCUGACGUGCAGGUCGAUGAAGAGGGAUACGAAAGCAGGCGGGCCAAACUGGCGAAGAUCGAUACGAGCAAGAGUGACACGAUUUUCGGAACGGAGUGGAAGACCGCGUAUGAUAGUAUUAAGGAGAUCGUGCUGGAUGCAGUGCGGUGGGAAAAGGACGAUAAAAUAAAAGAAGAGCAGAAGUUAAAGGAUAGAUAA